This is a messenger RNA of Parnassius apollo (apollo), 1275 nucleotides long. The record is from the annotation of a GenBank genome assembly. NCBI's taxonomy places the organism in Eukaryota, Metazoa, Arthropoda, Insecta, Lepidoptera, Papilionidae.
UUGAGCGGGCAGCGGCAUUACGACUGGGGGCUGCGCGCGCUGAAGGCAGCCGUGGGCAGCUGCAGCGUGCUGCGCGCCGGCGCCGAGCCGCAGCUGCGUGCUGCGCUGCGCCGCCUGCUGCGCCUCAACAACACCUCCAAGCUCACCCGCCACGACGAGCACACGUUUGAGAACAUUUUGUCGUUGGUGUUCACCGGGGUGCCGGAGGAGGAGUCAACAAUCGAUCCUAUUUACACUGCUCUGGAAUCCUCUGUUCAGGAACUCGGAUUGUUUUAUAACAGAGAUCAGGUACAGAAAUGUAUGCAACUAUAUGAGCAGAUGCGACAAAGGAUGGGUGUUGCCAUAGUUGGCCCUCCCGGCUCCGGAAAAUCUACUAUUAGGCGUUUGCUUAAAACUGCGCUCACGCAGCAAGGAAGGAACGUGGUGGAGUAUGUGAUAUACCCAAAAGCGAUGAGCCGCGACUGUCUGCUGGGACACAUCGACCACGACACGAGACAGUGGAGCGACGGAGUUAUAUCUACCGUCGCUCUUGAGGUCUCCAAUCAACCCGCUGAGGUGUGGUCGUGGGUUGUCUGCGACGGGGACAUCGAGCCGGAGUGGGUGGAAGCCUUGAACUCAGUGCUGGACGACAACCGGCUGCUGACGCUGCCGUCGGGCGGCCGCGUGCACUUCGGCGCUCACGUCAACUUCCUCUUCGAAACUCACAGCCUGGAGCACGCCUCGCCCGCUACUGUGUCUCGCUUAGGAAUCAUACUGCUGAGCGAUGAGCACAGCUGCGCUGAAGAGUUCUUAGAGGCUUGGAUACGUAAAGCUGAAUUCGAAAGCGAAUUAGCCAAGAUGUCACUGCCAAUACUACAUCAAGCAAUUAAAAAGUGUAUAGACUGGUUUUCGAACCAUAAGUCUGACGUCUUACUGAAAUUGUACAACAUUACAAUGGUGAAACAAAUAUUAACUCAGUUCGAAUACAUAAUCGAUAGCUCUGGAACGAGCACAACACACAUGCCACCGGAGGAAGUAGUUUACGUAGCCGUACAGCGGAGCGUGUUGAGCGUGAUAAAAGAGAGCGCUCUUGAUAGUUUUCACGCUGAAAUGUGGAGCGUGCUGGGUGCAGGGGGCGGCGAGCUGAGUGACGGGCAGGCGGGCGGCGCGUGGGCGUCGGACGCCCUGUACGUGUCGCGGCGCCUGGCGCGCUGCGAGCCCGCGCUGCGCGCGUGCGCGCUUACACCUCACGCGCACGCACUCAUCGUCGGCCCGCACGCUUGCGCUAAAAAGUAA